CGCUCCCCGGUUUGCAAGGGAAGCGGCUACGUGCCUCGCCGCCUGGGGCGAAUGUCUCCCUCCCCGCUUUCGGGUUCCUGUGGGAGGUCCCGCCCCGCCUCAUCCCUCCCUCCCUCCCUCCCUCCCGAGCGACGAGGAGGAGGAAGCCCGAAAGAGGCAGGGAAAAGGGGGCGCGCCCCCUUCCCCUUCCACCCCCGACGCGCCGCGCAGGGCGAUAAAGUGGCGCAGAGUCUCCAUGGGGGUCUGAGGGAAGGGCCGGAGAGGGGCUCUGCGCCGGCGUCAUGCAAUGGAGGGCCGGGGCUCGGCGGUGCUGGGCUUGGGGCAACUUUUAGCCCCUUUCGGGGAGCACCAGCUGCAGGAAGAGGCCGCCUCUCUCCCGCGGUGGCAAAAGAGCAGCAGCAACAGCAGCAGCUCGGAGGAGGAGGAGGAGGAGGCGCGUUUGCAAGGGAGGCAGGAAGCGGGCGACCCGGCGGAGGAGCAGGACGACGACGAGGAAGAGGAGGAUGAGAAGGCGCUGCUGGCCUUGCGCCGCCGCCACGGGCGCUCCCUCUCGCUGCCCGCCAGCCCGACCUUGGCCGCCGCGCGCCUGUUCCCCGAGGGCGAGGGCGGCGCGUCGAGCGACUGCUGCACCAAGUGCAAGAAGCGGGUGCAGUUCGCCGACUCGCUGGGGCUGCGCCUGGCCCGCGUGAAGCACUUCAGCGCGGCGGAGGAGCCGCAGGUGCCCCCGGCCGUGCUCUCCCGCCUGCAGAGCUUCCCCAUGCGCAGCAGGGACCUGGAGGGGUUCGGCGCGGUCCUGGCCAGCCUGGGCGGCUGCGUCCCCCCGGCCCGCGCCCCUCGGCCGCCCCAGGCCCGCCCGCUGACGCCCUGCUUCGAGGCGCCCGGGGAGCUGCUGGGCGCGGAGCGGCUGCGGCGGGAGCGCGUGUGCCUGGAGGAGGCGGCGGGGACGGCGCUGGCCGGGGCGCCGGCGGACGUGCGCGGCGUGGUGCGGGUGCUGAGCUGCCCCGGCGCCAAGGAGGUGACGGUGCGCUACACCUUCAACGACUGGCUCUCCUUCCUCGACGUGCCCGCCGUGCCGCUGCCCGCCGACGGGGACCCCGCGGCUCCGGCGCCCUGCAGCCCGGCCGAGCGCUACCAGUUCAGCCUGUGCCUGCCGCCGGGCCUGCAGGAAGGCACCGCCGUGCACUUCGCCGUCUGCUACCGCAGCCAGCAGGGCGAGUACUGGGACAACAACGGGGGCAGCAACUACACCCUGCGCGGGAGCUCGCCCGAGAAGGACGCGCCGCCUCUGCCUUGAGUCGGGGGUCAACCAGCCGCCCCUCCCGAGCCCCUGCAGGACCUCGGGGCCACCACCAGCACAGGCCCUGCCUCCGUGCCUUUCCUCUCCCAGCCUUGGAGGGCCAGCUGUGCCUCUGCACCUGAAAGUGACAGUCCCACCUUUCACCAGCCCUAUGCUGCUCUGCCUUGCAGCGAUCAAGAAGCUUAGCCUAACUUUGGGCAGGAAUGUGAGAAGAGAGCAUCAGAGCCCCGGGGAUGGAGGAGUGCACCGCUGGCCCCAAUUGAGCCGCCUCUUCGAAACACUGGCGCUUUCUUUCAGGCACCACUUGUUGCUUGGAACCAUUUUGCUGUGAAUCCGAUGGUGGAUAUAUCCUCUGCUAUGCAACUGCUGGGUCCAAGUUUUCUGGAAUGCACUUUAAAUAUGUUUGGAGAGAAAAAGAAGGGAACUGGCCAUUCUAGUGUCAUUUGGCACCAUUGCCUUAGAAGCCUGCUAAAGACUAGCCCAUCUUUUGUGCCUGCUACAUGAAAUGGCCUUUAACAUGUGUAGAAGAAUACAGUACUAUCAUGAUUUUUAAAAGCUGUGGAAAUAAAGAGCUGUUCAGGACAGACCUCUUCCCCCCCACCCCCCAAAUCCCCCUUCCUUUUAAUUCCUCUCUUCCAACUUGAAUAUUGUGCCUUGAAUGAAAGAUCUCUGGACACUCACAUAAGACAGAACUGAUAUCUUGACUGCUGUGUCCGGGAGAGGAGGUGUUCAGUCUCCCAGCAAAGAUGUCAAAUGCUGUUGGAUUUUUUUCCCCUAAUAAAGAGAGGUGUUUACAGGAAACGGCAGGAUUUCAGCUGACUUGGGGCUAGAAUAAAUGCUUUUUUUAAAAAAAAGACAAAAUAACUUGAUGUGUAUUUGCUGGCCUCUAUUUCUUUUAACUGACAGCUUUAGGCUGUGAUGGUCUGAAUGGUUCUCUGUCAUGACAGGUGGUGUUGACAAAAAGCAGCAGGCUUGGGUGUAAUUGCUGUGUUGGUCCAUUCACAAAACCGGUACGGGUGUAAGAGCCAUUUACAGGCUGCCAGAAGGGAAAACCAGAAGAGAAGAUCUCUCUAGUCCUUCUGAUAGAUGUACAGAAUAACACAUUUUGGUGUGAAAUCUUGUACCUGCCAAAACAUGUUAUGCCAUACAAUUGUUAAAAGUGCAGAAAUCCUGUCCUCCUUUACCUGGGAUCCUAUCCAUGCCGACUCUUUGCUUAUUGCUCACUAGCUUGUAAUGGCAGCUGAUACAGAGAUUUUUUUUUUUGGACAGAUGUGCAGAACAUGGGUAUGCAGAACAGACCAAAACCUGGCUGACUCAGCAGUGAGCAAGCAGGUGCAAGAUUUUUCUAGAGGGCGAGUAUGCUUCAGGCUGUGCCGACUGACAGUACUCCUAACAUCUAAGAUUGCCCGUCAGCUUCCAACUCUGUUUUUUCACUUGAAAUAUAUUGGUAUACUGUGACAAUUGCUGUGGUUGGUUCAGUCACUGUUGUGUUGCUAAUAGCACGAGCCCAGUCCUUUUCACUUAAGUGUCCUGAAUCUGUAGCCUGACGAAGUUCUUUAAGGGCUAUCUUUUUAUUAUUAUUUUUUUAGAAACUAAAUGCACUUUCACAAUCCUAAGUAUCUUAUUAAGCUAGUUACAAUUAGUAGCAGCAGUUGGUCUGUGAAACUAGCUGCCAAAACCAGAUUUGGGAAACAACAGUUUGGUGACCACUUACCUAGAUCUGUUGGGUUUUUUUGUUGCGGGGAAUUUGGUCAGUUUAAAUGGCCUUUAAGCUGUAG
Messenger RNA from Sphaerodactylus townsendi, 3075 nucleotides. RefSeq names its product protein phosphatase 1 regulatory subunit 3G (gene PPP1R3G). The transcript has a single exon. NCBI's taxonomy places the organism in Eukaryota, Metazoa, Chordata, Lepidosauria, Squamata, Sphaerodactylidae. Gene Ontology annotation, molecular function: glycogen binding; protein phosphatase 1 binding. Gene Ontology annotation, cellular component: protein phosphatase type 1 complex. The record is from RefSeq and is a predicted model, not a curated record. Gene Ontology annotation, biological process: regulation of glycogen biosynthetic process. Bases 287 to 1294 code for a protein of 335 amino acids.